Molecule: messenger RNA, 348 nt
Organism: Staurois parvus
Lineage: Eukaryota; Metazoa; Chordata; Amphibia; Anura; Ranidae
Source: the annotation of a GenBank genome assembly
CUGAUAGACGGCACUGACUGGCAUCACUGUUGGGCACUGACUGGCGGCACUGACUGGCACAACCCCUGGGCACUGACUGGCAGCACUGCUGGGCUGCACUGGUGGGUGGCACUGGUGGGCAGCACUGGUGGGUGGGCACAGGUGGGUGGCACUGGUGGGUGCACUGCUGGGCACAGGUGGGCGGAACUUGCGGGUUGGCACUGCUGGGCACCGAUCAUCAGGGCACUGAUCAUCAGUGUCCUGAUGAUCGGUGCCGAUCCCCGCUGUGACAACUGCCGGUUCUCGGGCAGUACUUUCCUCACGAUCUGACAGCGUGAGGAAAGUGCAGCCGAGAACCAGCACUUUCAU